AUGGCAGGCCUCGCAGCGGAAGGAAGAGCUCUCGAGAAGCCGAUGAACGUGGAAGAGAUCAUUUUGAAAGCUGAACAAUUCGACUACAAUCCGCACAUCGAAUUUAAAUACUAUCUUCGAACUGCAAAUACCCUUCUUAAAGAAGCAGACAUCUAUGAACAGGAAGGCAAUGAUCAACAGACCUUUUUUCUACUCUACCGACAUGCUCAACUCGUCAUCGUCAAGUUGUCGAACUCUCUGAGUCCCGAUGCCCGACAGCCUGCCAACAAAACCGCUUUAAAUGUCGCUAUAAAGCAAGCCAAUCAAAAUCUCCAGAAGCUUGAAGUCCUCAAACCCAAUAUCAAUAAAUACUAUGAAAGAUAUGAGAAGCUUAAACACGAGCGUGAUGCUCGCCGCGCCUCCGCUGUUGCGGCUCCUCAAAACUCGAGGGCCUCAACACCUGUCAGUCAUAAGAGAGCGCUUUCAGACCAUUAUGGAGAUGGGACUGUGACCGAGACGAUAGCUGCCGGUGAAAACCGAGAACUAGCUGUCAAAUUAGCUCAACGAGAGAUCAAGCGGAGAGCCACGGCACGGAAGGCUACACGCCAAGCUGGAAUUUCUGAGGAGGUUGAGCAUGAGAGAAGGUCAGCUGGAGGACUGUGGGGUGACUGGGAGGAUGCUCUUACAAAGGACGACAACAAACUCGAUAAAGACACUUUGAGCCAGCAAAUACAGGGCGUGAGGUCGCAAAUACAAGGUUCAAUUAAGGGAAAUGCCAGUCGAAGAGAGCGACCGCCGACAUUUGAGGGCCUCAAAUCCAAAUACUUCCAGUAUCCAGCAGUUCCGGAAAGGAAGCUUUCGACGGACGACCGGUCUGCGACUAUCAGCUCUGGAAACCUGGCCUCAGAGCGUCCAAAUUCUUUGCAUUCUUCCUCCUUAAGGAAUCAUGCAAGUCAACUACCCCCUCAGCCACCACCAAAAGACCCCGAGACAUUCUUGUUUGAUGAAACACCGACUCCACCUGAACGCCCUGAGAAGCUCCUCUCAUAUACGAACAGUGACGACGACGGUAUUCCCGAAUCCCCCGCACAACGUCCAGAUCCGAAACCAUCGGAGUUCACGUUCAAGCCGUCAGCACACCUAGAGAACGGUACACCGUUGCGCACCAUUUUUUUGCCUCCAGACCUUCAGCGUACGUUUCUAUCUAUAGCGCAAGCGAACACCAGUGCUAAUCUUGAGACUUGCGGUAUUCUUUGUGGGACGCUCAUCUCCAAUGCUCUCUUCAUCUCUAAGUUAGUAAUUCCAGACCAAGAAAGCACUUCGGAUACUUGUGAGACUGUCAACGAAAGCGAGCUAUUCGAUUAUGUUGACGGCGAAGACCUUCUUGUCCUUGGAUGGAUACACACGCACCCUACCCAGACAUGCUUCAUGAGCUCUCGAGAUUUGCAUACACAUGGUGGCUACCAAGUCAUGCUUCCAGAGAGCAUUGCCAUAGUCUGUGCUCCAAGUAAAGACGAAUGGGGGGUCUUCCGAUUGACAGAUCCACCGGGCAUGAAAACAAUUCUGAACUGUACCCAGACCGGCUUAUUUCACCCACAUGCUGAGAGCAACAUAUACACCGAUGCUUUACGGCCUGGCCACGUCUUCGAAGCCCAAGGCUUAGAAUUCGAUAUUGUAGACCUGCGACCACGAUAA
Bacidia gigantensis is the source of this 1674-nucleotide messenger RNA. RefSeq lists its product as uncharacterized. The transcript is spliced from 2 exons. Gene Ontology annotation, molecular function: metal-dependent deubiquitinase activity; protein binding; K63-linked deubiquitinase activity. Gene Ontology annotation, biological process: protein K63-linked deubiquitination. Bases 1 to 1674 code for a protein of 557 amino acids. Lineage: Eukaryota; Fungi; Ascomycota; Lecanoromycetes; Lecanorales; Ramalinaceae. The record is from RefSeq and is a predicted model, not a curated record. Gene Ontology annotation, cellular component: membrane; endosome.